Calliphora vicina (urban bluebottle blowfly) is the source of this 1595-nucleotide messenger RNA. Its product is annotated as dipeptidase 3. Gene Ontology annotation, biological process: proteolysis. Gene Ontology annotation, molecular function: metallodipeptidase activity. The transcript is spliced from 3 exons. The record is from RefSeq and is a predicted model, not a curated record. Bases 16 to 1377 code for a protein of 453 amino acids. NCBI's taxonomy places the organism in Eukaryota, Metazoa, Arthropoda, Insecta, Diptera, Calliphoridae.
AAAUAUAUAUUUGGAAUGAACACGGUGCCAAAUCAUGGAUUUAUUGAGGUGCAUUCCAUGCACCCUCAUCAUCAACAUCAACCUCAUUGCAAGCAACAGUGUUUUGUUUUCACGGAAAUUGCUGACAUUGUUGAGUUGCCACCGGAAAUAACUAAGAUUGGAAGUGAAAAGAUGCAAAACGGUGGCAUAUCACCUUAUACCAAAGAUCCUUGUGGCACUUCGGGAGGCAUGGAUUCACCAACAGAAUCGGAAAUCAAAAAGUCCAGAAGCAAACGAAUUCUCAUUGUAUUGGGUGUAAUGUUGGCAUGUAUUGCCAUGGCGGGCGGAAUCCCACUCGCCUUACAGCUCAGGCAAUCCUCAUUAUUGGAAGCACGGUUGGCUUUCAUCAGGCGACUACUGAGUGAAGCUCCUCUUAUCGAGGGCUCUUGGACGCCUACACGUGAACAGAAUUACAGCAGUAGCAUGAUGGAAAUGCGUCAGAAAUAUGUGGGUGCAGUGUUGUGGCCUAUUGCGGUGCCUUGUGGAGCUCAGUACUUGGAUGCCGUACAAUUGGCCUUGGAGGGGAUCGAUGAGGCUAAACGUAUUACGGCUGUAACUGAUUCCAUGCAUAUCGUUGAAUCUGCCGAUGAAAUGGAACAAACCCACAUUCGAGGAGAAGUUGCAGUAUUAAUGGGGCUUGGUGGUGGACAUGCAUUGGGUACGAGUUUAGCAGUUCUUCGGUCCAUGUAUUUAUUGGGUGCUCGUUUUGUUUCCAUCACUAGUUUAGAAUGUACAACACCAUGGGCGGCAUCAACAAAAAAUUUGGAAUAUUUAGUCGAAGGAAAUGCAACGAAUUCCAUUAAUGAUUUCGGAAAGACUAUGCUAUUUGAAAUGAAUCGCAUUGGAAUGUUGAUUGAAAUCUCUCAUCUUUCUGACGCUGCAAUGGUAGCAGCUCUGCGAACAGCCAAAGCUCCUGUUCUGCUAAUUAACUCCGCACCAUCAUCCUUUUGCAAUAAUACAAAUGUAGCUGCCAUUCCUGAUCGUGUUCUAAGUUUACUUCCCGACAAUGGCGGUGUUAUCAUGCUAAAUCUUGAACGUUGUGGCGAACGCUUGAUCAGUGUUCGAGAAGCAAUAAAUGCCAUUAAUUAUGUGCGAAAGGUUGCUGGCGUUGAUCAUAUCGGUUUGAGUGGUGCUCCAAAAGGAUAUGCAUUUCUAUUGGCUGAGUUGGCACGAGAUCGAGUUUGGGGAAAUGCAGCCAUCAAAAAACUGAUUGGUGGCAAUGUUGUGCGUAUAUUGCGAGAAGUUGAAACCCUAAAGAAUCGUUUGCCUUUAUAUGAGGAAUGGAUACCAAAUGAAUUGAUUGAGAGUAACUCAUAUUGUCGUUAUCCAGAGUCUUAAAUACAUACAUUUCUAUAUAUAUUUAUGUGUCUAUGUAUGCACAAAGUGGAUGAAUAAAUUGUAAUCUUCAAAGCAAGAUCGUAGAACAUGGAGAUAAUGAGUGAUAUUUUAAGUACAUAUUUAUUAAUUGAAAUACUCAAUUAGUUGCUAUUAUUACUUAUUGUAGAAAUGCACCACUUUUAAAAAUAUAAUAAACUACCAAAUAUUUGUUAAUGAAA